This is a messenger RNA of Rubroshorea leprosula, 2108 nucleotides long. The record is from the annotation of a GenBank genome assembly. NCBI's taxonomy places the organism in Eukaryota, Viridiplantae, Streptophyta, Magnoliopsida, Malvales, Dipterocarpaceae.
AAAUCUCAAAUCCCUUUAUCUCAACAUUUUAGCAAUGUGGAUCUUUGUGGUGGAAGAAAUUGAAAUGGUGGUGCUACUUUCGGUAUUGCUUCAGCAGAAGGAGGCUGCAGUGAUGGGAAAACAAAGGGAUUCUUUGCUGUGGGGAAGCAAGGGGAAUAGAUGGAGUGGUGGGAAGAGAAAGAACGAGGACAAUGAGAAUGGAGGAAGAGAAAGAAAGGAAGAAGGGAGGAAGAGAAAGAAAGGAAGAAGGGAGCAAGAAAAAGAAAGGAGGAAGAAGCGAGGAAAAGUAGUGGCCAACAGUGGUGAUGGUGUUGCUACCGGUGCCGGAACCCCAACGAAAGGACAGAUGGUUACGUUGUCACAAGGCAUGCCUGCAAUGAACACAGAAAACUUUGUGUGGGCUUGCCUUGGAAACAUCAAUGCACAGAAAAAUAUUUUUGAACUCAUGGUGCGAAACAAUGAAUCUUUGAAAUUGACAGAUUCGCUGCUUUGCAACUCAACAUAUGAUCUGGAGCCUGCAGCACUUAGUAAUGCUCCUAAGAUCCGACCAAUAGGCCCACUUCUGGCAAGCAAUCGGCUUGGAGAAAUCGAUGGAAAUUUCUGUAUAACUUUUUUUAACCCAACUCAACUCCAAGAACUAGCCUUGGCGCUUGAACUCUCUAACAGACCAUUCCUGUGGGUCAUUUGUCCAGAUUUAGGAGAAAGAAGAAAAGAAGCAUACCCAGAAGGAUUUCAAGACACAGUAGCCACUAGAGGGAAAAUGGUUGGAUGGGCACCUCAGCAAAAGGUACCAGCUCAUCCUUCCGUUGCUUGUUUUGUGAGCCAUUGUGGUUGGAACUCAACCAUAGAAGGUGUAAGCAAUGAGGUCCCUUUCUUGUGCUGGCCUUACUUUGCUGACCAGUUCCUCAACCAGAGCUACAUUUCUGAUAUUUGGAAAGUUGGACUAAGGCCUCAUAUCAACAGAAUGGGCAAUCCACAUAUUUUGGUCGUACCUUAUCCAGCACAAGGCCAUGUCAUUCCUCUCAUGGAGCUCUCACAAAUCUUGGUCAAACAUGGCAUCAAAAUCACAUUUGUGAACACAGAAUUUAACCAUGAACGAAUCAUGAAUGCAUUGGGAAAAGAACCUUCUGUAGAAGGGCAAGUUCAUCUAGUUUCAAUCCCAGAUGGGAUGGGUGCUGAUGAAGACAGAAAUCAUCUAGGGAAGUCAUCUAAAGCAUUCUCGAAGUUCAUGCCUGAAGUUGCAGCAGAGUUGGGAAUAAAGGGAGCUGCCCUCUGGCCUCUAGCAGCCCUGGUUCUAGCUUUGAUUUUAAACAUCCCCAAGCUGAUUGAUGAUGGACUUAUUGAUGAAAAUGAGUACAGUUCCUGUUUGAAAUGGCCUGACCAACAGCCACCACACUCAGUCAUAUAUGUGGCAUUUGGCAGCUUCAUGAUUCUUAAUCGUACCCAAUUCCAAGAAUUGGCGCUGGAUCUUGAACUCUCCAAUAGAUCAUUUCUUUGGGUUGAUGGUUGGGCACCACAGCGAGCAGUUUUGAGUCAUCCUUCCAUUGCUUGCUUUAUGAGCCACUCUGGCUGGAAUUUCACCAUGGAGUGCGUAAGCAAUGGAGUCCCUUUCUUGUGCUGGCCCUACUUUGCGUAUCAAUUCCCGAAUGAGAGCUACAUUUGUGAUAUUUGGAAGGUGGGAUUGAAAUUUGAGAAAGAUGAAAGUGGGAUUAUUAGAGGAGUAGAGAUUAAGAACACAGUAGAGAAAUUGCUGGGUGAUGAGAAUUUUAAAGCGAGGGCUCUUGAACUGAAGGAGAAGACCAUAAACUGCUUUAAAGAAGGUGGUUUCUCUGACCAGCAUUUCAAGAGUUUCAUUGAAUGGGUGAAAUCAUGGACAAGUUGUUUGCAGUUUGGUUUCUGCAUCAUUUUCUUUCCCCUGUUUUCUUUCUUUUUCCUCAUGUAUGAGUAUGAAACUCUGCCAAAGGAAAUAAUUCCUCUAAAGUCUAGGCACAAAUAAAUCAAAGGAUGGCAUUCUGGAAAAUGGGUUUGAUGGACAAAACAGACAAUCAUUCAACCAUAUACGGAUUUUAAUCCUAUUAGGAAGUACCUUAUAAAAAUAUGUUAGUUCC